Molecule: messenger RNA, 1918 nt
Organism: Tupaia belangeri chinensis (Chinese tree shrew)
Lineage: Eukaryota; Metazoa; Chordata; Mammalia; Scandentia; Tupaiidae
Gene: CYRIA
Product: CYFIP related Rac1 interactor A
Exons: 12
Coding region: 287-1258 (323 amino acids)
Biological process (GO): regulation of actin filament polymerization
Molecular function (GO): small GTPase binding
Source: RefSeq, a predicted model, not a curated record
GCAGGGAGCCCAGGAACAAGAGCAGCUGUGCUAUUGUCUGGGGCUCAAUCUCCAGUGUUUGUCUGCUAAGGCCAGGGGUGACGUUGUCAGCGUGGUAGAUAAGCCGGCUCCCAGCUGUCGCAGGGUAUCACUGACUUAAGGACAGUGAGCAUACGGGACUCGAGGGAGCCACCAUUCUGACUCAGGGAGUCUGAUUGGCCGUGGCCAGACAGCUGUCCUGCUGGCUCCUCCCAUCAGCCUGGAGUGGUGAAGCGGAAUCACAAGAGGUGUUUCCAGGUUUGCUGGGAUGGGAAACCUGCUCAAAGUCCUUACCAGGGAAAUUGAAAACUAUCCACAUUUCUUCCUGGAUUUUGAAAAUGCCCAGCCCACAGAAGGAGAGAGAGAAAUAUGGAACCAAAUCAGCGCUGUCCUCCAGGAUUCCGAGAGCAUCCUCACCGACCUGCAGGCAUACAAAGGAGCAGGACCAGAGAUUCGAGAUGCAAUUCAAAAUCCCAAUGACAUUCAGCUUCAAGAAAAAGCUUGGAAUGCAGUCUGUCCUCUGGUGGUGAGGCUAAAGAGAUUUUAUGAGUUUUCCAUCAGGCUAGAAAAAGCUCUUCAGAGUUUAUUGGAAUCUCUGACUUGUCCGCCCUAUACACCAACCCAGCACUUGGAACGGGAGCAGGCGCUGGCAAAGGAGUUUGCAGAAAUUUUACAUUUUACUCUUCGAUUCGAUGAGCUGAAGAUGAGGAACCCAGCCAUUCAGAAUGACUUUAGCUACUACAGAAGAACAAUAAGUCGCAACCGCAUCAAUAACAUGCAUCUAGACAUUGAGAAUGAGGUCAAUAAUGAGAUGGCCAAUCGAAUGUCUCUCUUCUAUGCAGAAGCCACACCAAUGCUGAAAACCCUUAGCAAUGCCACAAUGCACUUUGUCUCUGAAAACAAAACCCUGCCAAUAGAGAACACCACAGACUGCCUCAGUACAAUGACAAGUGUCUGUAAAGUCAUGCUGGAAACUCCGGAGUACAGGAGUAGGUUCACGAGUGAAGAAACACUGAUGUUCUGCAUGAGGGUGAUGGUGGGGGUCAUCAUCCUCUACGACCAUGUCCACCCUGUGGGAGCUUUCUGCAAGACAUCCAAGAUCGAUAUGAAAGGCUGCAUAAAAGUUUUGAAGGAGCAGGCCCCUGACAGUGUGGAGGGACUGCUAAAUGCCCUCAGGUUCACUACAAAGCACUUGAAUGAUGAAUCGACUUCCAAACAGAUUCGAGCAAUGCUUCAGUAGAGCUCUGCUCAAAGAAGAGGAUCUAUGUGCUGACCUCAGAAGAUGUAUAUGUUUACAUAAUUUAAUACAGAUUGAUGUUAAUACUUGUGUAUUUACAUAACCGUUUCCUCCUUGUCACUGAAAUAUAUGGACCUUAAUUUGUAUCCCGACUGACUCAACCCAGCAGAGCAUAAAUUGACUUGAGAGCCUCACCUUUGAUGUCAGAAAUGAAACUCCUUUCUCCAAAGGCAGAAUUUGGAGACUUUGAUCUUUGCUACCGGAGUCCUUUAACAACACCUAUAACAAUCAGAAAUUCCUAAUAGUUUGUGGUAGUGUUUUAAUUCUAGAUGUGUUAUCUCUCUGAGAAGUAUAGUUUAUAGAAACACAAAAGUAUUUGAUUUCCUGUGUCGGCUCAGCUACAAGAGACACAACUGUUAUCCUGACAGAGGGAGAGAGGAAGCCAAGGAAAGAAAAAUGCACGUGGAGAAUGAGACCCAAGUGUUUUGAAUUCAGCAUGCCCCUUCUCUUUCCUCAGACUGCAAACCACACGUGCAACUUUUCUGUUUGCACGUGUUUUACUAAUCAGUAUAUUCCCUUUCUGUCUGGAUUUAUAUCCCUCUAAUGUUCCCUUUUAAUUUUGCAAGAGGAAAAGCAUCUGUAUUUUAGUCAGUGAGAGAGCAG